Messenger RNA from Sander lucioperca (pikeperch), 1754 nucleotides. RefSeq names its product Ras association domain family member 6 (gene rassf6). Bases 641 to 1681 code for a protein of 346 amino acids. Gene Ontology annotation, biological process: signal transduction. Lineage: Eukaryota; Metazoa; Chordata; Actinopteri; Perciformes; Percidae. The record is from RefSeq and is a predicted model, not a curated record. The transcript has 11 exons.
UUACUGCACCUUUAAAUUCUGUUGUUGCUGUUGUAAAAGGGUUCAUCCCUCUGUACAAGAGUGAACUGUCAGUCAGAACGGGGAGUGCUGGGGCUGCUGGGAUGACAACUGCUGAAUACCUGAGAUAUUUCUUCUAGCAGAAAACAAGCUGAGACAGAGAGAGACGGAGAGGUGGAAAUAGUGACGGAAAGAGACAAAUAAGACAGACCCUGCUUUCACACUGCUGCGUCUUUCACACAAUUUCAGAAGAACAGCAAAAAAGAGAAAAAAGAAAAGAGUUUCAAAAGAAUAGAAAAGAGAGAAGCCACGUGGAUGCUCUUAACAAUCUCUUGUCACAGGCACAGGCUUCUUCGACCAAAGAAUAUAAACAAACAGUUGGCUCUACACUGUCAUCACUGGUUACUGGGUGGAGUACUGUUAUUAAAUCUCUUGGAGACAGCGCAAAAAAAGAAAAGAAAGUGAAAGAGUAAAGGCACAGCUAAAGAGAGAGAGAGAGGGAUAAAUAUAACACAAAAACUUCAGAGAGAGAGAGAGAGAGAGAAGAGAUAUUUAAAGCACAGAGAGAAGAAAGACACUGACUAAGAAACAGAAUCAAGAAGAGAGCUCUAAUUUGUCAUGUUAAAGGACGCAGUAACCAGAGAUGAAUAAAGCACCUCUUCUCCCAGUGAUCCAGGCAGGGGACGGCAGGACACUGUCCAGAGCACAGUUUCUCUCACUGCUCAACACCUACAACUGCUUCCUAAAGGACCACACUCAACUGCACCUCAGUUACUCUCAGGGUGGUGAUGGAAAGGUGGUGGUGGAAGGCUUCCUGAAUAUCUCCUGGGGAGUACGGAGACCCAUCCGGCUGAAAAUACAGGACGAUAAACAGAUGCUGCCCUUUGCUCCUGCGUUCCCACCUGACCCCACCAGUCCAGUCAGCCCCAUAGGAGACAAGAGGGGAAUGUCCCGAUGGGGAGAAUAUGUUGACCUCCACCAGAUAGAUGAGAUGACUGACACACCACAGGACUCAGUAGUCACCAAACCUUUACCAGGCCCAGCUGUUUAUGAGACGACCACAUUGCGUCCUGCGAGGCGGAAGAACUCGGAGCUGGAGGCGGAGUCCAACCUGUUUCGCUGUAUGAGUGACGCCUCGUUGGUCAAGAGGAGGAGGGGUAGGGGGAAGUCAGCAGCACAAAUAGAGAAAGAAAGACAGCAUCGCUUUUCAAUCAAUGGACACUUCUAUAACUAUAAGACCGCUAUCUUCACCCCAUCCUUCGGCACACCAACUAAAGUUCGUAUCUCCAGCAGUAUGAACACAAACCAGGUCAUUGAACAGCUACUAACCAAGUUCAAGAUAAUGAACGAUCCCCAGGAGUUUGCUCUGUACUGUGUUCACCAGAGUGGAGAAAAGAGGAAGCUCAGUAACAGAGACCAGCCACUAUGGGAGCGCAUACUACAGGGACCCUCUGAUGACAUUAUGAAGAUCUUUUUGAUCGACAUGGACGAAGAGGAAGUCAGCAACGAUGUAGCCCAGUAUCUGAACUUGGAACUUCCUAUCCUGGAGCAGGUUUUACUGAAACUCAGAGAAGAGGAGAACAGAGAGAUACAGAGAGUCAUUAGCAAGUACCACCAGCAGCAUAGACUCCUGUCCCAUAUGCUGACCUCUAAGAUGUCACCUCACAUUGAGACCAGCGUCUGACGACUGCCGGCUCUAGCAUCACUGUAAGGAUGAAGGAGUAGCUGUGGAGAACGCUACGAAUAACACCACCUAC